Microdochium trichocladiopsis is the source of this 1566-nucleotide messenger RNA. RefSeq lists its product as uncharacterized. The transcript is spliced from 8 exons. The record is from RefSeq and is a predicted model, not a curated record. The coding region runs from base 1 to 1566 and encodes 521 amino acids. NCBI's taxonomy places the organism in Eukaryota, Fungi, Ascomycota, Sordariomycetes, Xylariales, Microdochiaceae.
AUGAUCCCACGCAUGAUCCCACCCAAGAUCCAACGCAAGAUCCCACCCAAGACCCGAUGCAAGAUCCCACACAAGAUCCCAUACUUGGAGGGGAGGCCAAUUUGGCACGUAUCCGAUCUCAACAAAAAAGGGAAGUUCACGCCAGGUGCUGUAAAGCACUUCGAGCUCCGUCAUCCGACACCGCUGGAAGCUUCAAUUGCGGAACGACAGGAUUCGAGCUUCUUCGGGCACGUGGACGGCAUAACUACGGAACCGCCUCCAAGCGGUCUCACGAUUUUGAUAUUUUGCUGGUCAUACAUUCUCUGUGCGUCCCUUAUUGAGCGUCAGGGUUACCGCGUGACUUACACCGAGCACCUCCCAGAGGCAACGUCCUCCGACCUGCCAGCCUUUCGUCUUCCCUCUGAUGCUUCUGACAGCUUGGAAAGGUGGCUGUGUGCCUUAUUGGCCCCUAAGAUGGGGUGGACAACUUCACAGAAAUGCGGCUUGCCCCCCUGGGCUCUCAUCUCACCGCGCAUCACUCCCUCUCGGCCUCGACCAAAGCUAGUCGAAGUACAGGCUCCGAACUCAGAAGAAGCCCUGCUAUUACUUAAAGAGCUAUGUUCCUGGUACAGCCUACAUCGCUCGGACGCCACCAUGCCAGCACUUGAAUCGUCAUUCAUCGCGGCAUUAGCCAUUCCGUACUACCGAUGGGCCGAGCUUGGUUUACAACUGCCACCGCUCGCAUCGAUUGAGCCUCGCUCGUCGGCCAAUCCGUCAGACGUCUGUGGCGAGAUCAUUGACAGAUACUUCAAACAUCUUCCAUACUACAUGACUCUCAGUUUGCAGCCUAUAUCAUUCGGCUCUAUACUCUGGAGCGUUUUCUGGCAGCCCUCUGUUGCGUGCAAUGUGGCGAGUUCCUGGCUCAACUCAACUCUGGACCCAGUCAUUGCCAAAAGAGACGUAGGGCAAUUGGCCCGGAUCUUUGCUGCUCGCCGCCCUCUCGCAGCAAUCCUUUGGCUUGGCGUGUUUCUCCUAGGAGAUAUCAAAAUCCUAGACAGAAUCAGUCUUACAGAGGGAAAAGCCCUUCCACUCGGGGGUCCUCCAGAUAUUACGUCUUUCUGGGAUUUACCGUGCGAAUCUCAGCUCCCAGACGGAACCUACGACAGAGCCGAAAUACUUCAAAGACGACUGAAUUUCCAGCUCUCAGAUCAGCUCUUGAUUCUCUUUGCUUGGAAGCCAUUCUCUCCCAUGGACAGGACCAGCAUAGAAAUGGACCUCCACGGCUAUCUAGAGCAUCCCUUUGCCCGUCAGUAUGUUUACUGGCAAUGGUUGGGUGUAUCCCGUGGUUUUCGGCAGGAGCAAAAGGGCUAUGUGGCACCCAAUGAUAAUCUCGGCUUCCAACACGGAAGUCCUAUCAUUACACCUGGCAAGAGAAUCACAAAUAUGGCGCCAUCCAAGCGCGCGACCCUGACGAUGCUCGACUUUAGCAUGACGAAUUGUCGUGGGGACAGAUCUCUCGACUACGCCUCUAUCCCAGGAUUGGACAAGAAUCAUGCGUGGUUAAGAGACUGGAGAGGAUUGGAGUAG